AUGAAAAUUCUUCUGUGUCUUCUAUUUAUUGGUGUAAAUAAAUUUUCAUUGGGAUUAAAUAAACAUUGGCUGCCAAAUCAAGAAUGGAAUAGUGAAUAUAAUUGGGCGGAGGGACGUGUUCCAGAUUUAGGAAGUCAUAUAAUUUUUCCCCUUGAAAUGAGAAAUGUUGUUGGUCUCCCGCCUGAGGGUGAAUUACGAAUGUCGACAAUAAAUUUACCAGCUGAUGGUGUCUUGAUUCUGGCAAAAAAUGGAGGACUUCAGAUAGUUGAUAAAUUGGAAAAAAAUGAAAAAAUUGGAACAUGGUCAAAGAAAGGACCAUUAUUUUGGGCUGAUCCACAAAAUUGGAAUUCGACAUCAGAAGCUGUUCCACAUUUGGAGAGAAUUCCCUGUCAAGUAGAUAUGGUUGUUCUUCCAUCUGAGAAUCGAGUUUUUAAUAUUCAUUUGCCUAUGCAAGGAGUCAAGGUCAAAGGGGUUUUAUUAGACAGCAAGGAAAUUCCAUUAUCUGAAUGGAAUUAUCAUUUGGACGAUAAGGAAUUUUCAAGUACAAGAAGAACAGUCCGUUACAGCGAAUUAACGAGUUGUGAACGUUGCUUAUGUCAAGAGGGAAAACAAGAAGAUUAUCUUGAAGAAGUUUGUGAUAUACAAAGGCCAAGAUGUGGAUAUCCAAAAUGUGAAAACCCAUUAAAGGUGGAAGGACAUUGUUGUCCUUAUUGUGGCGCACGUUUAUCAUUUUCGAGCAUUGUUUAUACUCGUUCUCUAAGUCGAUUUACAAAUGAAGCACUGAAAUCGUAUCACACUUCAAUUUCCUGGUACAUAAGAACGACGUGGGAAGGUGGAGUGGAAGUUCUUAUAGCAGAAAAAGGCCAAUAUACUGGAGAAGGCAGCUUGGAAGCCUUGAGAACUUUGGAAUCCUACUUGAUAGAUGAGGGCGUUCAAGUGUUGAAGACUGAGAACUCUGGAGGACCUGUAAAUGAUAAUCGACUUGCUGGAGUGUUGGGGCCCAUAUUUGGUGGUCUUAUUUUCGCCCUUAUUUCCCUCACGAUUGUAUUUCUUUACAAUGGAUAUUCCUAUUUACAAAUACUGCAAGGAACAAGAGAAAUUUGGUUUUCAAUUCGUGAGGGCUUUCAAAGUGACAAUGCGAAGGGAAACUCUUAUAAGUUCGCACGCUUUCAGAAUUUUUCCGAAGGAGGUGUACAAUUGUCAGGAAGUGAUAAGUUGGAGGAUGACAAUGAACCCACUUCUUCAGGUGGAAGAUUUGAGAAUCCAUUGUACAAAUCAAGAAGAGAGUCGAAAAAGGAGUUGGGUGUAGAAAAAAUUAAGGAAAUAGACUUUAAUUCGCCGGUGAGUUUAAUGUCGUUAAGCAAUCAAAUAGAAGGGCGGGAGAAUUUAGAAGAAUUAGAAUUGACGAAAGAAGAAAUAUCGGAAAGCGAGCAAUAAUAAAUUUAUAAAGUUCCGCUCUUCGUAAAUUUUACUCCCUAAAAAAUUAUAAAUUAAAAAAUUAAUUUAUGAAAUAAAAUCCUCUCAAUGAACGAAAAUAUCACCCAGAAAGGUUAUUUUUAAAGACUAACAAUAAAUAAAUCACAUUUUCUCUUGUCACACGUGUUUAUUGUUAAUAAAUUGUUAUCAGACAAAAGUCAUUCAAACUGUUUUUUUUUUCUUCUUUUUUUUCAAAGAGAUAUACACACACGUGAUAAUGAUCACGUGACAAACAAAAAAACUUACACAUACAAGUCCCAUUUUACUCUUAAUAUUCAUAUUUAUAAUAAUAAAUUCACGAAAUGCAUUAUACACUAUUUCUUAUACGUGUAUAAAAUAUAUACUUUCCAUGCGCUAUGAUGAAGAAGAAGAAGAAGAAGAAUAAUAAUAAUAAUCAAUAUACGUGAUGGUAAAAGUUCACAUCUACUCGAAAAUUUUAUUUUUUUUUUACAAUUCACAUCGUAUUAACUUAUUAAAAUAUUGCUUAGCGACAUAAAAAAUCAUUAAAUUCGUUAUGUACAAUAAAGAUACAAGUAGAUAAAUAUCUAUGUAUCGCAAAACACAAUAAUGUAUUACUAAAAAUGGUUCAUAAAAUA
Molecule: messenger RNA, 2072 nt
Organism: Leptopilina heterotoma
Lineage: Eukaryota; Metazoa; Arthropoda; Insecta; Hymenoptera; Figitidae
Gene: Amnionless
Product: protein amnionless
Exons: 6
Coding region: 1-1437 (478 amino acids)
Biological process (GO): intracellular protein localization; receptor-mediated endocytosis
Cellular component (GO): apical plasma membrane; endocytic vesicle
Source: RefSeq, a predicted model, not a curated record